This is a messenger RNA of Balaenoptera ricei (Rice's whale), 412 nucleotides long. It is a transcript of the gene CCK, whose product is annotated as cholecystokinin. Gene Ontology annotation, biological process: digestion. Gene Ontology annotation, cellular component: axon; extracellular region. The record is from RefSeq and is a predicted model, not a curated record. The coding region runs from base 1 to 348 and encodes 115 amino acids. Lineage: Eukaryota; Metazoa; Chordata; Mammalia; Artiodactyla; Balaenopteridae. The transcript is spliced from 2 exons. Gene Ontology annotation, molecular function: neuropeptide hormone activity.
AUGAACGGUGGCUUGUGCCUCUGCGUGCUGAUGGCUGUCCUGGCGGCGGGCGCCCUGGCGCAGCCCGUGCCUCCCGCGGACCCCGCGGGCCCCUGGGCGCAGCAGGAGGACGAGGCCCCGCGGAGGCAGCUGAGGGCCGUGCGGAGAGUGGACGACGAGUCCCGAGCGCACCUGGGCGCGCUGCUGGCCAGGUACAUCCAGCAGUCUCGGAAAGCUCCUGCUGGCCGAAUGUCUGUAAUCAAGAACCUGCAGAGCCUGGACCCCAGCCACAGGAUAAGUGACCGGGACUACAUGGGCUGGAUGGAUUUCGGCCGGCGCAGUGCCGAGGAGUAUGAAUACACCUCCUAGAAGACCCAGCCUUCGUCAGCACAACAGGAAGCAAACUCCUGACUCAGAGGAGGCAGAAUAAGAA